CUACGGUUUUCUGAUACUGUAAUGCGACUGAUAUUUUUUUGCAAUGUGAUUGUGGAAGGCAUUGGACAUAAAUUAAAAUUUCGUAUAUUUUCAAGAAGUAUUUUCAGAAUUCUUAUUUACCACCAAAUUAUUUUACUUCUAUAUGUCUAUUUUAUCCUAAGAACGCACAGAGAUACAGUCAGAUCAUCUUUUUAUUGAAACUGUUGCUUUUAUACUUACCAAGAUGUCGGUGAUACUCUUCUACAAUUUUGACAAGGAAAAGAUGUAUGUAUCGUCGUGAAAGCUUAAGUGGAAUUUAUAUGAGCUUACAGUCAUUUGAGUGUAUAAAUAAUUAUAGUUAGAAUAACGCUAAUAUGAAUCAACUUACCGAAGAAAAUAUUCAGAGUAUGAAGUGUAGUCAGAAGGGCACGAAUAUGAAAAACAAAAGUAAAAAGGCCAAAGAUCCUGAAAACCCGGAUGAAAUAAGUAUAUCUAAUCAAGAGAACUUAAGCGACUCUUUAGCCAAUACUCUUCAUAUAAAUAACAUCAGUAGAAACCUAACCAAUGGGACUAGUGAUCAUCCAAAUGGAAGUCCCGAGAGUCAGAAGCAUGUUUCGGAAAGCCAAGUCGAUAUUCCGAGUGAAGAUGUAAAUGAUGUAAAUAGUGUACAGUGUAGUGACGGAACAUGUAAACGUGAAAGCAUAGAGGCGCCUGCGCAACUUGCAGACAGGUGUAUUUUUGAUGAUGCUUUAGUAAAUCUCGAAAAUGUCGUCAGUAAAGAAGAGCAACAGCCUGAAGAUGAAAUUGAAAUUAUUUCAUACGAAUCUGAGCUUCAAAUGCCAGAGAUAAUGAGACUUAUACAAAAAGAUUUGUCAGAACCCUAUUCCAUCUACACAUAUAGAUAUUUUAUUCACAACUGGCCUAAGCUCUGUUUCUUGGCAACUCACGAAGGGAAGUGUAUUGGUGCCAUUGUUUGUAAGUUAGAUAUGCAUCGUAAUGUGGUAAAAAGAGGCUACAUUGCUAUGUUAGCCGUUGAUGAAAAGUACAGGAAGAGGAAGAUUGGGUCUAGACUGGUUCGAAAAGCAAUACAGGCAAUGAUAAACGACAAUGCAGAUGAAGUAGUUUUAGAAACGGAAAUCACAAAUAAACCAGCACUGAAGCUCUAUGAGAAUCUCGGCUUUGUGCGGGACAAACGCUUAUUUCGAUAUUAUCUUAAUGGUGUAGAUGCAUUACGGUUGAAGUUAUGGCUUAGGUGAAAUAAGUAGGUAUCUGAGAAAUUCUCAAUGUUGUGUUACAUACUUCUGGAGGCCAUGCUGUCUUAAGCAUAAUUAAUGCAGAUUACUCUUGUUAUUAUGGUGUAACUUUCUAUUGCCAUCCAUGAAGAUUUAGCCAAAUGUAUAGUUUGUUUCAAUUAUUUUUAGUCAUGUGAUAUGUUUUAUCUAAUUUAUGUGUUGAAAUUGUUAAUGAAAAUAUUUUCAUCAAUUCUUUUAUAUUUUGACUGUAAGAUUUUAAAGUGGUUAUUGUCCAAACUAAAUACACAACUUUGAAGAAUUAUAUUGUAGUCACUGUUUAUUUAUAUUUUUCACCCUGCAAUGUUGGUUUUUAUCACAAAAUGAUUGUCUCGUUUUACAUACUAACUUGAUUAAGUAGACAUUUGUAUCUACUUAACGUUUAUGUACUGUUAAAUAAAAUAAAUGAUAUGAAAUCCUUGAAUUCAUAGUAAAGUAUUUAAAUAAUAGCACUAUUACAAUUUUAUUUUUACCCUAUCAAAUUUUAAUGAAAUGAAAUCUCAUAUUGUUUACAAAUAAUUUAUUAAAGCGAGUAUUCAUUUAAAAUGUAAAUGUAGCAGUGUUAGUAGAAGCAGCAUCAUAUAUAAAUGUAUUAUUCACUGGUUUAUAUUGCUUGGUAACAAUUUUAAUGGCCUCAUGAGCUACACAACCACCUAAAAAUGCUGACACACUAUGUAUUUCUGCUCCACCAUAUCUACACAUUUCAUGGACAUGAUCAUCUUUAGGGAAAGGAGGACAGGAUACAUCACUGAGGAGUUUAGUGACACAAGCCUUUAAUUUAGCAAUGUCACCCUCAGGUUCCCAAUCUCCUGGAGCUCUACAGUGUUCUGAUACAAACAUUUCAGCAGCUCUUAAUAAUACAUAGUGCACCAUCAUCACAUCUGGCUCCUCUAAAUGUUUGGCUAUGUAAGAAGCCACUGAACUAGUCAACUGGUAUUCUGAAGCUAUACUAGAUCCACUAAUGAGAUGCAAGUCAUGUGCAUGUCUGCAGAACAAUUUCACAUCAGCUUCACUGAUGUUCUCACAAUGUAAUUGGGCAACAAUUUGUUGCACUUUUCUAUACACUAUUUCAGCAUCCAUUGCAGCUUGAGUUCUGUAUAGAUUUUGUAAUUUGAUGUAGUGCUCUGUUGAUGCAGUCAUGUCCGGUAACACACCUUUGACUGGCAGUUUGCCUUUUCCUUCACCUUCAACAAACCCUCUUAAUGCAGAGCACAUGAUCCAAAAAGGAGUGCUAUCCUUUGUUAAGUUAGUAGCAGCACUGCAGUACAACAAUUCUUGACUUUUUACAGGUAAGUAUGUUGGCAUAAGAGCAGUGUUGACUGCUCUUAUGGCUUCUUCAAAAUUUUCUUCAUUGAUAGGAACAUCAUUUUCAUCCCUUCUAAUGAAUUCACCAAUAAUAGACUUCACUUCAUUCUUCUCUUUUCUACUCAUUGGCCAACGAUUUUGAUUACUGGCCUGCCAUUUUUUCACAGCUUUGUAAAUAAUUACAAUCCAUGGUAUGUGACCAUGGUCCUUUAAAUCAACAGUGUCUAUAUCAAUACUAUCUAAGUAAUCUGCUAAUGAUUGGAAUGGUGCAUCCAGUCUCAAAUCAGUUUGUUCAUUAUCAGGAUGAGUUUCAAUGACUGCAUGUUCCUUUAUUUGAAUCCUGAAAGAUCCCAAAAAUCCAACUGAUCUACAUAGGAUCAGGGGGACAUUCACAUUCCAUAGAUGUUGAGCUAGAUCCUGAAUAGUUUUUUCUCCAAGGGAUGUAGCUAUAACUACACUAAAAGCUUUGAAGAAAUCAGGGUUUUCUCUAAGAAUUUGAUCUGUAGGUUCUUGAACUGCAUGCCCUCGGACAGCUGGAUUUAAUUCUAGCAAAAGCCGCAAAGUUUCAGUACCUCUAUUUAAGUCCUUACUGGAGCAUUUCAAGAAGAAAUUGCUUCCUAUAUCUUCAUCACUGACUGCUUUAUCAUCGAUUAUAGUUAUGGCCCCAACCCCAGGCAAUACUAUGGAUUUUAAUAUUUCAGUACCUAACGCUGUUGCGUUAAUUAAACAAAUAUGACCAUGUUCGAGUGCAGACUGACCAUGAUCUCCCCAUAGUCGGAGUUGCCGGUCAUAUUGUUUGGUUUUUUCACUUUGUUCCGGCGAUUUUGGUGACGGCGAAGCCAUGAUAUCGGAGUAUUUUAAAAGAUAAGAAGCUAUUUAGGUAAGAAAUAACUAAAUUACGAGUAACGUCGACAACUUUACAAAAUUAAUUACUUGCAUCGAUAUUAAUUUUUUGGAAAGAAUACUUUUUUGACCAACACUGUCACUGUCAAAGUGUCAAUACCUCCAU
This is a messenger RNA of Spodoptera exigua (beet armyworm), 3582 nucleotides long. The record is from the annotation of a GenBank genome assembly. NCBI's taxonomy places the organism in Eukaryota, Metazoa, Arthropoda, Insecta, Lepidoptera, Noctuidae.